Messenger RNA from Scheffersomyces amazonensis, 3087 nucleotides. RefSeq names its product Ssy1p (gene SSY1). Gene Ontology annotation, molecular function: amino acid transmembrane transporter activity. NCBI's taxonomy places the organism in Eukaryota, Fungi, Ascomycota, Pichiomycetes, Serinales, Debaryomycetaceae. The transcript has a single exon. Gene Ontology annotation, biological process: amino acid transmembrane transport. The record is from RefSeq and is a predicted model, not a curated record. Gene Ontology annotation, cellular component: membrane. The coding region runs from base 247 to 2883 and encodes 878 amino acids.
UAUAACUAAUUCACUAUUAUUACUACUUUAUAGUACUUGUAUAUACUUAAAGUAUAACAUUUACACAAGACAAGAAUAUCUAUACAUAGUAUAAUUCAAAUUUUCAGGGAUAUCCCCCUAUUAUUGCUCAUUCAAAUUAGUAUAGUAUCAUUAGUAAUUAUUAACCUAUAAAUUUUUCAAUAAAAUAGCACUAGCUUGUUCAAAUUUACCUUAUAAAAGAUCAUAGAUUUUGAUUAACAAUUAAAGAUGGCCCAUGAUGGGUCAGACACAUAUUCUGAAGAUUCGGGAUCUUCAAUUAUGGAACAUGGUUUAUUCCCUUCUAUGAAAGAUAAGAAUAAAUUAAAUAUGAAUUCAAAUCAGUCUUCAGAUACUUCAUCACGAAAUUCUUAUCAUAUAGAUUAUUUAGGGAAUGAUUCUGCUAGUUCCAUAGGAGAUUUACGACAUAUGUUUUUACGAAACAACAAUAAUAAUAAUUCAAGAUCUCAAUCAACUCCAAAUGCUAUACCUUAUACAUCAACUAAUAAUGAUAAUAUUCAUGUAGAUUCUGUAUUGGAUUCAAGUGAUUCAGCAACCAUAGAAACUUCAACUUAUUCUAUAGACUCAUCCAUUAUAAAUCGAAUGCCCGAUGUAUUAAAAGUCACUGAAUCUGGUGAUAGAUUCAAAUAUUUAAAAACUUAUGAAAAGAUCAAAAAGGAUCAUGAUCGAGAUUUACAAGUUAAAUCGGUUGUAGAAAGUAUGAAGAAUCACGAAGAAAUACCGUUACAAGUGCUUAAUUCUCAUUCAUCAAUCUUUGAAUUAUCUCAACUUGAUGAUUUUAAUCGUUAUUUAAAACAAACUGAAUUAAAUGAUUUAAUUUAUGCUAAAGUGGCUAAAAGUAUACCGAUUUCAAAAGAACAUGAUUUUUUAAAUGUGGUUCAGAAUAAUGAAUUAGUAGAUAACUUUUAUGUUGAUCAUGAAUUUAAAGAUGAAAGAACCAAAUCAUUAAAGCCAGCUCGAUUAAAGACUUGGUAUGGACGUCAUCAUCACUUACAAAAUUCAAGUGAUCGUCAUCAAGCCGCUUCCAAGAGUAGUAUUAGUGAAUUAAAUUUUGAAAAUUCUCCAAGUUCUUCUGAUAACUCUAAUGAAAAGGAGAAUAAAAUAUAUUUACAAAGAAAAUUAAAAGUACGACAUCUUCAAAUGAUUUCAUUAGGGGGAACUUUAGGAGUUGGACUUUUUCUUAAUUCUGGUAAAGCACUUACUAUAGCAGGAGGAUUAGGAACUCUUUUAGCAUUUAUAAUAUGUGGAAUUAUAGUUUUAGCUACUAUGGUUUCAUUCUGUGAAAUGGUAACUUUUGUAUCAGUAGUUGAUGGAGUGUCUGGUUUAAGUUCAAGAUUUGUUGAUGAUGCAUUUGGAUUUGCUGUAGGAUGGUUAUACUUUGUAAGUUUUUCAUUUGGGUUAGCAGGUGAAGUAGUAGCGAGUGUUAUAAUGUUAUCAUAUUAUCAAUAUCUAGAUAUUCCCGAUAGUAGAGGAUCAUCAGCUGGAUUUGUAACUUUAUUCUUAACUAUUGUUGUACUAAGUAAUUUAAUUGAUGUGAGAAUCUUUGGAGAAAUUGAAUAUAUUUCAAGUUUCAUUAAAUUACUAGCAGCAUUAAUUAUGAUUAUUGUUAUGAUAGUAUUAAAUAGAGGAGGAUUUGGAGGUGAUCCAAUUGGAUUUAGAUAUUGGAAUCAUCUGAAAUCAGAUUUUGAUCAUAAUUUAAUCUUUGGCUUAUUUAGACCAACAUUUAAUUUACAUGAUACAGGUACUAAUGAUCCUUCUCAAGGUAUAGGAGGAGGUUUAGGAAGAUUUUUAUCUAUUCUAGUGGCAUUAUUAGUAGUUUCAUAUGCAUAUUCAGGAACUGAGAUAGUUUGUAUCGCAGCUUGUGAAGCAAAGAAUCCCAGAAAGGCACUUCCAUCAGCUACUAAGAGAGUAUUUUGGAGAAUUUUAUUAUUUUAUUGUUUAUCAGCAUUCUGUGUAUCAUUAAAUAUUUAUGCUGGAGAUCCAAGAUUAUUGAGAUAUUAUCUGGGGAAUACUGGUAUUUCCCAAAAUCAAUUUUCUGCUAAUUAUGCUAUUCAAUAUGCUGGAGGAGUUAAUUGUAAUACUGAUUCGAUUGUAUUUGCUGGAUUUGGUAGUGGAGCUCAAAGUCCAUGGAUUGUUGCUUUACAAAGUGCUGGAUUAUGUAAUUUCAGUGCUAUUGUUAAUGGAUUUCUUGUAUUCUUUGCUGUAAGUUGUGGGAAUGCACAAUUAUAUGUUAGUUCUCGUACGGUUUAUUCUAUGGCAUUACAAGGAAAAGCUCCUAAAUUUCUUACAUAUUGUAGUAGACAAGGUAUACCUUAUAAUGCAGUAUUAUUUGCCGCAAGCUUUGGAUUAUUAUCAUUUAUUUGUGUAUCAGAAAAGGCUACAGUUGUAUUUCAAAAUUUAACUAGUAUAAUUGCUUCUUCAGGUAUAAUAGUUUGGUUUGCAAUGUGUUUAUCAUUUGUUAGAUUUUAUUAUGGAUUAAGAAGAAGACCAGAUAUUAUUAAUAGAGAUGAUAAAGCAUAUCCAUAUAGAUCACCAUUUCAACCAUAUAGUGCAAUAAUUGGACUUAUUGGUACCAGUGUUAUUUUAUUAUGUAUGGGAUUUGUUGUAUUUUUAAAAUCAGAAUGGAAUACCAUGUUUUUCUUUUCAAGUUAUGGUACAUUAAUGGUAUUUGCAGUUUUAUAUAUUGGAUAUAAAAUUAUUAGAGGUACAAGAAUUCCUACAUUAGAUACAAUUGAUUUUGAUUCAGGUAGAACAGAAAUGGAUAGAUAUAUUUGGGAUGGUGGUAGAGAAUAUAAUGCUACAAGUAUUAAAGACAUUUUACAUAAAUGUAUUUCGUUUCUUGCAUGAUAUUUUUUUAAAUGUUACUUUACUUUUUAAUUUUACUUUUUAAUUUUACUUUUACUUUUACUUUUACUUUUUAAUUUUUAUUUUAAUUUGACUUUUACUUUAUUUAUAUUUUAUUGGUUUACGGAUUUAUUAUUUACAUUUACUACAUAUUAAUAUUUUAUAGACGUGUAUAUUAUUAUUUCGAAUUAUAUAAUAUACGAGGAU